Caenorhabditis remanei is the source of this 2619-nucleotide messenger RNA. RefSeq lists its product as uncharacterized. Gene Ontology annotation, molecular function: proton-transporting ATPase activity, rotational mechanism; ATPase binding. The transcript has 5 exons. Gene Ontology annotation, cellular component: plasma membrane; vacuolar proton-transporting V-type ATPase, V0 domain; vacuolar proton-transporting V-type ATPase complex. The coding region runs from base 1 to 2619 and encodes 872 amino acids. NCBI's taxonomy places the organism in Eukaryota, Metazoa, Nematoda, Chromadorea, Rhabditida, Rhabditidae. The record is from RefSeq and is a predicted model, not a curated record. Gene Ontology annotation, biological process: proton transmembrane transport; vacuolar acidification.
AUGGGGUCGUUGACGCGCUCCGAGGAGAUGCGAUUCUGCCAGCUCAUCGUGGAGAAAGAUGCUGCAUUCAAUAUUGUCGCUGAAAUUGGAAAACAGCCAUACGUUCAAUUCAAGGAUCUGAAUCCAAAUGUGAACAACUUCCAAAGAACGUUCGUCAAAGACAUCCGUCGUUACGAUGAAAUGGAGAGAAAAUUGAGAUUCUUGGAGAACCAGAUUGUGAGGGAUGAGAUCAUUGUUCCAGGAAAAGUUGAUAACGGAGACUAUGCUAUUCUUCCAACUUCUGAACUCAAUACUUUGGAAGGAACUCUUGCUGAAUUGGAGAAAGAUGUGAAGAGUAUGAAUGAUUCUGAUGCUCAACUCAAGGCCAACUUCAUGGAUUUGAAGGAAUGGGAUGCUGUUCUUGAUAAGACUGACGAGUUCUUCCAAGGAGGAGUCGAUGAUCAAGCACAAGAGGAACUUGAGAAUCUUGAUGAAGAAGGAGCUAUUCGCGUUGACAAACUACCAGUCAACUACUUGGUUGGAAUCGUUCGUCGUGAGAGGCUCAACGGAUUCGAACGUGUUCUCUGGCGUGCUUGCCAUCACACUGCCUAUAUUCGCUCAAGUGAUAUCGCUGAAGAAUUGGAGGAACCAUCUGGAGAGAAAGUUCACAAGUCAGUGUUCAUUAUCUUCUUGAAGGGAGAUCGCAUGCGUUCGAUCGUCGAGAAAGUCUGUGAUGGAUUCAAGGCUAAACUCUUCAAGAACUGCCCAAAGACCUUCAAGGAACGUCAAUCCGCUAGAAAUGACGUGCGUGCUCGUAUUCAAGAUCUUCAAACUGUCCUCGGACAGACCCGUGAACAUCGGUUCCGAGUUCUCCAGGCAGCUGCCAACAAUCAUCAUCAAUGGUUGAAACAAGUCCGUAUGAUCAAGACUGUUUUCCAUAUGCUCAAUCUGUUUACUUUCGACGGAAUCGGUCGUUUCUUCGUCGGAGAAUGUUGGAUUCCAUUGAAACAUGUUGAAGAUGUUCGCAGAGCAAUUGAAACUGGAGCAGAGAGAAGUGGAUCUUCAGUCAAACCAGUUCUCAAUAUCCUCGAGACAUCCGUCACUCCACCAACCUACAAUGAGACCAACAAGUUCACAGCUGUCUUCCAAGGAAUCGUUGAUUCUUACGGUAUUGCCACAUACCGAGAGUUGAAUCCUGCUCCAUACACCAUUAUCACUUUCCCAUUCUUGUUCUCCUGUAUGUUCGGAGAUCUCGGUCACGGAGUUAUCAUGCUUAUGGCAGGACUUUGGUUCGUGUUGAGAGAGAAGAACCUUCAAUCCAGAAACAUUAAAGACGAGAUCUUCAAUAUGUUCUUCGGAGGUCGUUACAUCAUUCUUCUGAUGGGUAUUUUCUCGAUCCAUGCUGGAAUUGUUUACAAUGAUAUGUUCGCAAAGUCAUUCAACAUUUUCGGAAGUGGGUGGAAGAAUCCGUACCCUAUGGAAAAUAUCACAAACUGGAUUAGCCAUACUGAGCAUGGAAAGGAGAUGCUCAUCGAGUUUGCUCCAGAAGAUGCAUAUGAUCAUGCAGGCGGUCCAUACUCAUUCGGAGUUGAUCCAAUCUGGAACAUCGCUGAAAACAAGUUGAAUUUCUUGAACUCUAUGAAAAUGAAGUUGUCCGUUAUUCUCGGAAUCACUCAAAUGACAUUUGGAGUCAUUCUUUCAUUCUUCAACCACACUUUCAACAAAUCCAAAAUCGACAUCUUCACAGUAUUCAUCCCUCAAAUGCUUUUCAUGGGAUGCAUCUUCAUGUAUCUCUGCCUGCAAAUCAUUCUUAAAUGGCUCUUCUUCUGGACCAAAGAGGCGACAGUCUUCGGUCAAAUCUAUCCAGGAUCCCACUGUGCUCCAUCUCUUCUCAUCGGUCUUAUCAACAUGUUCAUGAUGAAAGAUCGUGAAGCUGGAUUCGUUCAAGAAGGAGGAAAAGUUAAUGGAGAAUACAAAGAGGUCGAGGCUUGUUAUCUUUCUCAAUGGUAUCCAGGACAAUCAAUUAUCGAAAUGAUUCUUGUAAUUAUUGCCGUCAUUUGCAUUCCAAUCAUGCUCUUCGGAAAGCCAAUUCAUCAUGUGAUGCAACAAAAGAAAAAGCAGAAAGAACUCCAUGGAAACGUGACUGUUCGUGCCAAUGUUGUUUCUGAUAGUAGUGAAAUUGUGAUCAACGGAGGAUCGAAGAAAGAGGAAGCUGCUCAUGGAGGAGAUCACGGAGGUCAUGAAGAUGAAUCAUUCGGAGAUGUUAUGGUUCAUCAAGCAAUUCACACUAUCGAAUAUGUCCUUGGAUGCGUUUCUCACACUGCUUCCUACCUACGUCUUUGGGCUCUUUCGCUUGCUCACGCUCAACUCUCCGAAGUGUUAUGGCACAUGGUGUUCGUCACUGGAGGACUCGGAAUCGAAGGAACAAAAGGAUUCAUCGCUGUCUACGUUGUCUUUUUCAUCUUCUUCGUUUUGACUAUUUCGAUUCUUGUAUUGAUGGAAGGAUUGUCCGCUUUCCUCCACACUCUCCGUCUUCACUGGGUCGAAUUUCAAUCCAAAUUCUACCUGGGUCUUGGGUAUCCAUUUGUUCCAUAUUCCUUCAGAACAGCCCUUCAAGAAGCGGAACUUGCUGCUCAAUAA